CGCUACAAGUCUACCGUCUUACGACCUGCAACUUUUUUGCUUCAGAAUAGACAAACAUCCGUUUCCAUGGAUUCCCGUCUCUGAGCUUCGAUUCUCUCUCUCUCUCUCUCUCUCCCCCUCUCAUGGCCAAUCAACCAUCUUCUUAUCCAAUUCUCUGCGCCUCCUUCAAUCAGGACGCUAGGAUCAUUCUCUGAUUGUAACUACUGCGAAACGAAUUUGAUCGAAUUAUAUGUAAUCUGGAGGCGUGAUUACUGGUGAAGCAUAUGGAGAGUAGUGCUUUUAUUUUAUUUGCAAUAGGCACAAGAGAUGGUUUCCGAAUUUUUGAUUCCAAUAACGGAAGGCUCUGCUACGAACGAGCUCUUGGUGCAUUCAAUAUUGUUGAGAUGCUGUUUAGCUCUAAUCUUGUUGCCAUUGUUGGAGCUGGUGAACAGCCAUCUUUAUCCCCACGUCGUCUUUGCUUGUUUAAUACAAUGAGUGGAAAUGCCCUUAGAGAACUGAAUUUCUUAACUUCAAUACUAGCUGUUCGCAUGAAUAGGAAAAGACUUAUUGUACUACUGCAAGAUAAGACAUACAUAUACGACAUAAAUAGUCUCACAAUCUUGGACACGAUUGAUACGGUACCAAAUUUGAAAGGUCAGGUUGGUAUAUAUUCCUUUUUGUACUUGCUAUGUCUUGCAUAAUAUGUUCAUGCUAGAGAGUUUUGGCAAAGUUUCUUGCAUUUCUUUACAUUGCUGUUCUAUUCAAGAACUGUCAUUUGCUCAUUCCAGUGCUUGAACUUGGUAAAGAACUUUUAACUGUCAUUUUUAUAUUUUUAUGGUUCAU
Molecule: messenger RNA, 822 nt
Organism: Cucurbita pepo subsp. pepo (vegetable marrow)
Lineage: Eukaryota; Viridiplantae; Streptophyta; Magnoliopsida; Cucurbitales; Cucurbitaceae
Source: RefSeq, a predicted model, not a curated record